AUUUUUUAUUAUGAUUAUUUUUAAGUAAUUAUUUCUGAUGACUAGGGAGCAGUUGGAUGUCAGUGCCCUAAGAGAUAUCACCGACAAACUCUCAUUUGACGAAAUCGACUCCAUAAUUGAGAAUUUAUCAACAGGAAAUUUAGCGAGUUUCUUAAACAAUGAAAAACUUAAUGAAGCCCUGGAAAGAGACGCAUAUAUCAUCAACAACGUGUUUACACAGACGGGAAUCACGAAGUCCUGUGAACACGGCGUUAAAAUAUCAUCAAUAAUCAAACACAAGGCAGCUAAACUCAAUGAAGCCACUUCCUUAGAGCUUUUGGAUACUAUUUUAGGCAUAUAUUUAGAUAAUUUCACAACUUCAUCAAAUGAACAGCCUAUUACCAUUUCUUCGCAGGAUUACUCAUCCAAUAAUCCACUUGACUUCGUUCUCCUGUCCAAACAUUUUCCAUCUGGAGUCUUGUCCUUCUCUUCACUAUCCUGGGAUAACCUUCCCCUCUCAGAUCUAAUUGUAAAUGAGAGCUUAUCGCAGCAGAGGCAGAAACGCUCAGUGACAUCUAGCGUUUUUCAGUAUAAGGAACUUCACACUCUUAGAGAUUAUGACCAUAGACUAGAAACUAAAGAGCGUGUUGAGAAGAUCAAGUCGCUUCUAAACUCGCAAACUUCAACCCGAGCUGUUAGAUUUUGGGAGUUUGUUCUAGAUCGUGACCCCGAGAAUGGCUUCAACAGCACUUGCUUCAACCUAUAUUCCCUAACUUUUCUUGCUACAAACGGCGAAGUUGAGAUUUUCAAGGGUUCUGAUGGCGAGAUAAUGAUCAAGGCUAGAGACAGAGGGAGUGGAAACAGAGUAAACUUUCAAUCCAUUGUUACUGGCUGGUGUUAUGACCAAUGGUCCAAGCUUUUAGAAAAAUACAAAUAAUUAACUGUGAUAGGAGAAAUUAACAUUUUAAUGUAUAAUAUUUUUAUCAGUAAA
Messenger RNA from Theileria parva strain Muguga, 970 nucleotides. RefSeq names its product Nse4 C-terminal family protein. Lineage: Eukaryota; Apicomplexa; Aconoidasida; Piroplasmida; Theileriidae. Bases 38 to 916 code for a protein of 292 amino acids. The record is from RefSeq and is a predicted model, not a curated record. The transcript is spliced from 2 exons.